Molecule: messenger RNA, 642 nt
Organism: Corapipo altera (White-ruffed manakin)
Lineage: Eukaryota; Metazoa; Chordata; Aves; Passeriformes; Pipridae
Product: protein tyrosine phosphatase receptor type C-associated protein-like
Exons: 1
Cellular component (GO): plasma membrane
Source: RefSeq, a predicted model, not a curated record
GCCCUUCCCAGCUCCGGGAAGGCCGGGGCCUCGUGCCAGGCACAGGGAGGUGACCCCUGCCCUCGCCCUCAGGCUGGCCCUCGGUGGCACCCACUGCUGCUGGCGCUGGCGGGGCCGGUGGCCGCCGGGGACCCCGCGGGGGCCCGCAGCGACCGGGCGGUGGGCGCCCUGGUGGGGGUCCUGCUGUGCCUGGCGCUGUGCCUGGCGCUGGCCUGGCACCACCUGUGCCGCCUCUCGGCCGGCCAGUACCACCCUUGGCCGCUGGGUCGCCGGGCCCUGGCGCUGCUGCGGGGACGGUGGCAGCGGCUGCGGGCGCUGGGGGACCCCGGCGAGGCACCCGGGGACAGCGACACGGAGGUGGCCGGGAGGGACGAGGACGAGGAGCUGAUGCCCUGGAGCCUGGAGAGGAGGCCGGAGCGGGAGGAGGAGGAGGAGGAAGAGCGGGAUGCGGCGAAUGAAGAGGAGGAUGAGCAGGAGGAUGAGCAGGAGGCCGAGGCAUCCCUGGCCUUGGAGGGUGGGGAGAGCCCCCCGAGCGGGGGGCAGGGGGCGGGGGGCAGCGCCGAGGCCUUGCUCAGUGACCUGCACCCCUUCUCGGGGACGGCGGCCUGGGAGGACGCGCGGCCAAACGUCACCGCAUUGUGA